Molecule: messenger RNA, 837 nt
Organism: Medicago truncatula (barrel medic)
Lineage: Eukaryota; Viridiplantae; Streptophyta; Magnoliopsida; Fabales; Fabaceae
Product: replication protein A 70 kDa DNA-binding subunit D-like
Exons: 7
Coding region: 1-837 (278 amino acids)
Source: RefSeq, a predicted model, not a curated record
AUGUCAACGAAACACAACUUCAUCUCUAAUGUUUCGCCAAGAAAACAAUCGUGGACAUUGGUUGUGAGGGUUGUUCGUGCUUGGUUUGGUCAAGACUACAAAAAUAAAAAACUACCAUUUUUCAUGGAGUUGGUUCUAAUGAAUCGAAAGGGUGAUCGAAUUGGUGCGUCUAUACGAAGAACAUUGAUCUACAAGUUCAAGGAACAACUCCAAGAGGGAAUGGUGUUCACGAUUUCCUCAUUUAAUGUUGCUAGCAACAGUGGUUCGUAUCGACCAUCAUGCAACGAAUACAAACUGGAUUUCACAAUCAACACAAAAGUCAAACUAUCUAAAACUGUUUUGGUCCCAACAAACGUGUAUUCGUUUACACCUGCACCUCAUGUUUUCAAUGAAUCUUACGACAACAACUACUUAGUUGAUGUAAUAGGAGUCAUGAUUGGAGUUGGAGUUGGAGUUGAAAGAGAGUACGAAAGAGAUGGUACGUACCGUUUUAAAUGUACUCUUUUUGGAGAGUAUGUUGAAGAGCUGAACUCUUUCCUAUCUUCCGGUGAAUCUCAAAAUGCUGUUGUAGCCAUUAUGUUGACAAAAGUUAAAUUGUUUCAAGGAAAACCAGCAUUGCGAAAUGCAUUUUCUUACACUAGAAUCACAUUCAAUCCUGAAAUGGGUGAAACAAAGGAAAUAAGGAAAAGCUUUCUUAGUGCAAAUACAAAUUCUCCUGCAUCGGGAUUGAUCCAGUUACCAAAUUCAUCUCGCAUACCUGUAAAUGAGGAGUUUCUCUUACUUACUCCUAGGACCACUAUUGAGGAGUUGAAGAAUGUUAAUAAGAGAUCAUUGUGA